Molecule: messenger RNA, 5649 nt
Organism: Camponotus floridanus (Florida carpenter ant)
Lineage: Eukaryota; Metazoa; Arthropoda; Insecta; Hymenoptera; Formicidae
Exons: 11
Coding region: 745-4587 (1280 amino acids)
Molecular function (GO): DNA binding; protein binding
Source: RefSeq, a predicted model, not a curated record
GGGCGACGCACAUAGCUUCGUGAGAAUCCGCCUUGAGGAAUUUCAUACGCGUCAUCGUGUCGAGGAAGAAGAACAAGCUUCGCAUCGCACCUACGCCAUUUCCGAGUUCGUUCUGUUUAGGCAUCGCGUUCGAAAAGUCACCGAAGGAAGGGUCGUUGAUGCGCGUGCGGCUUAAGGUGGCGCUCAAAAGGCGGCACGCGUACAUCUCCACGGCCAUUUCCGGUACUCGGUCGCGCGGACGGACGCUCCGUGGAUGCUCCGUGGUUGUCGUGGUCGAUUUUUUCCUCGAGAUCCGCGUGUGUCGGCGUGACGCUCGGACGGAGUGACGGUGUCGUCGCGCGCGGGGGUGCGGGCGUGGGCGGUGCGUGAUGCAGAAACGCGUAUGCGAACGUGUCGCGCGACGAGCCGAGCGACGAUCGCGGGGUUGUGUAAAUAGCGCGUAGUGGUCAUUGCGCACGUCCGGUGCGCAUCCGCGGGCCAGAUGAGCGCGGGAUCGCGCGGGGACGCAAGGGGACUGUAGCGUGCGUGAGAGAGGCGGGGAAGGGGCAACGGAGUGAGAUAGACGGACUGUGCGGUGCCUCUUUGUGCGAUAGCCAGCGAUCUAUUUUGACGGUACUCCGUAGUGAACGACGACGAUAAUUGACGACGGGCGACGCGCGACGAUAUCGUGUCGAUCGGCGCGAAAAUAGUGGCGUUUUCACGAGACGUGGACCCGGGCCUCGUUUCGGCGAUUGAGUCGCCGUGAUGGACGGCGCGAACUUGAAUGGCGGGAACGCCGAAAUAUCGCGCGAGGAUUCUAACCUCGAAAGUGGCGACGGCGGUGUUACCGUGCCAAUGGAGGACUCGUCGAGUAAGACGGCCGCCGGGGGUAACGCGGAUCCGCAGGAGGUUAACGGGGACCUGAAGGGCUCGGCCAAGAAACACGCGCCCUUUCCGCGUAGGAAGAUGAAGAAGCUCAAGGCCAACUCCACGAGCACCGCCGAGAGCGACGCGCCGGAGCCGCUCGGGACGAGGGGACGCAAGCGUAAAUUUUCGGAGCUCGACGACGGCAGCUCCGAGGAUUCAGAGUUCAAUGGCUUCGACUCCAAGGGGAUCGAGCUGCAGCCGGGUAGUCACGUUCUGAAAAAGCUCAUUGCUGAAGCUGAAAUGGCAGAAGCCCAACUUAUAAAACGUGUUAGAUAUUCAAGGAGCUUUGAUAUUAAAGGAAAAAGAGAAGAUGAUCAGGAUUCUGACGAUAUGAAAUCCUAUAUUUAUGACACAGAUAGUUUGGAACAUUUAAGUAUAGGAAAAAUUAAAAAGGAGAAGGAGUCUGACAAAUCAGAAACAGAUUCCAUUGAUAUACCAAAUAGCAUAGAUUCUGAAGUGGAACCAAACAAAAUUGAAAUAACUUCCAUUAGAUCAGCAAAUUCAUCAUCAGCUGCAAGUAGUCCAUCUGCAAUGUCGCAAAAAUCAAAAAGUAGUCGCGUUUCUGGUGGCACUAGUUCAGGAGGAAAACAGAAGGCUCCUGUCGAUAUGUCAAAUCCGUUAUAUAAAGAACCAUUUAAAUAUGGAUGGAAACGAGAGCUAGUAUUUAGAGCAAGUAACGAUUCUUCCUUUAAAAAGAUGGCUGAUAUAUAUUAUUAUACACCAAAGGGUAAAAAAGUCAGGAGUUUUAGAGAGGUUGCAGAAUCUCUUAGUUCAAAAGAGUUGACCAUUGACAACUUUACAUUCUUCAAAGAACCUACUGGGAUUAAUGAUCCUGAAAAGGAAAUUGUUCGACAUGCUAAAAGAAUAGGAAGCUCAGGAGGACACACAUCAGGAAAAAAGUCUUUUAGUAAUAAGAAAGCCACACCAACGAGAAAACCAGUACAAGAACCUGUGGCAAAGAAAACAGUACAAGAGCCUACAACAAGAAAAUCACAACAAGAAAAUACAGCAAAGAAACCAGUACAGGAAUCUCCUGUUCCUGUUUCUGUACCUGUUGCAGAAGUUUCAAAAUCCGCUCCUGCACCUGUUCCAGUGUCUACAAAAGCUACGCCCAAAUCGACAAAAGCAUCAGCCUCUCCGACAUAUAAGACAAAAGCAGCUGCAAAGAAAACUCCUCAAAUAAAAAUGAAACCACCAGUUGAAGAGAGUGAAAUGCUUCCACCUCAGCGAAGUACCGCAAAUACAAGACGGAGUCAGCAAAUAGUCGAAAAGGUUACUUCUGUCAAAACUAAAAGACUACUAACGCCUAAAGUUCAAGAGCCAUGCAGCAUAAGAUGUUCAACAAGUAUGGGAUUAAUACCAAGCUUACAAUGUCGAGUCUGUCUCUGUUUAUAUCAUCCUGAAUGUGUUGAUGGCAUGGAAUUUGCAGGCAGUGAUGAAUAUGUCUGUAAGAAUUGUCAGCCGGAUACUAAAGAAUCUCAUACGCCGAACAAUCCAUCUUUGACACCACCACCAUUGAUCCCAAUUAGUAUGUUAGGUGCACAAAAUGCAAAAUCAAAACAUCAGACUAAUUCAUCUCCUCCAAAAUUGCAAAGAAUUCCAAAAUCUGAUAGUGUGGAUGCACAAACGAGAAAUUCUUCAAAAAAUAUCAAAAUACCAUCCGCAAACUCAUCACCGUCAAAUAUAGAUAAAAAGGAAAGCACUUGGUUCCCUCAAACCGAAAAUGAAUUUUUGCAAAGUCACGACGGUACUAUGCCGAAACCAGCGCAAAAUAUCGCUUUAAUGGGUGGCAAAAGAUACAUUGUAGUACCGAAAAAUAAUGCAAUGGCAGUUCAACCAGCCAUAACAAUGAGACCAGAUAAGAUUGGCGAUAAACCACCAAUGCUUCAAGAUGGUUCACUUACUGAUAUUUCAAAUACUGUGGAUAAUUCUAUUACAAAGUUACGUGCACCUUCAUCGAAACAUUUAAAUAUUGAUCUACCGGAAAAAGUAAAUGUUACGCCUGAUAAAGAUAUUUCAAAAGAUACAGCACAUCUAGUAGACCUUGCACCUUCAGUCACCACUGAGAUAACAGAGACAUUAGAUAAUAAAAAUAAUAAAGAUAGUAAAGAUAUUCCUAAGGAAGAUAAAGCAGUUGAGAAAAUAUUAGAAAAUAAAUCUUUUACUGCCGACAUAGAUUAUGUGCCUGAAGAGAAAAAACCUGAAAAGAAAAAAACAGAUAUAGAUCAUAGAUUAUCCGAUAAAUCUGCACCUAUACCAGUACAUACAACAGAUACUACAGAUACUCUUGAAACAAAGUCUGAACCAAUUAAAGCAGCUCGUCGACAAUCGUUAUCAAGUAAAGUGGGUACAGUAACAAAAAUUAAAAACAACAGCAAGAGGAAGCAAAACCAGCAGGAAAUGGAACAGCAGCAAAAUUUUAUGAGUUCAGUUUGCGCUGGUUACCACGCCCUAUUGCGUAUUUUCCAAUAUCUUAAGGUACAAGAACUGCUGCGGGCUGCACGAGUUUGCAAGAUGUGGCAUGAUCUCGCAGCUCAUCCAUCUCUGUGGAAGACAGUGCGUAUGAAGAAUAGCCAGGUUACUGAUUGGGACGGUCUAGCGGAAACAUUACAGAGACGCGGUACACAACACCUAGAUCUUAGAAAAAUGUUAGUCGCUGGUGAAUCUGACAACGUUUGGAGAAAGUUUUUGACUAUUGUUCCGCGAGUGACCAGUCUCGUCAAGCUCGAGCUAUGUAGAUGUCCCGUUAUGGUGGUCGAAGAAGUUAUUAAGAGCUGUCCUCAGUUGGAGGUACUGAGUGCAAUGUCGAUUAAGUGUGAUUCUCUCAACUUGGAAUCGAUUGGGAACCUAAGUCGGUGCCAAGAAAUCAGACUCAAAGCAAUAAGCGGGAUGUCAUUGCAACAAGAUCUUACACCUCUACAAAAUUUAAUACAUUUGACGCAACUGAGUUUGACAUCAGUUAAAGAACUUGGAAAGAAGAAAAUCGAUGUUAUACAAGUAUUGACAAAUCUAGAGACAUUAGAAUUGGGUGAAUGUUCUGAUUUUCCUGACAAGUUUGGAACUAAUGUUUUAAUAAAAUUAAAUAAAUUGGAACGCCUCAGACUUGAAAAGGGUCAAGGAUCCUGUUGUACAUUUGACAUUCUUGAAGGUAUAUCAAAAAUGGAAAAUCUCUGUCAGCUGGAAUUGGUCAAUUUUGAUGUGAAGAAUGGGUUUGACAAGUGUCUUGCUAAUUGUAAAAACAUCAAGAGGUUACUAAUCAUACCAACUUACAUAUCCCAAUCGGCAACAACUAAUAAUAUGGUACUCAGAGGCGUCACAGAAUUGUCAAACAACCUGACACAUUUCAUAUGGGGUGUUACCCUUGAAUUGCUCAGGGUUACAGAACUAUUUGUUGAUCAGUGCAAUCUUAUGAAUAAACAGGUUACUGGAGAUUCUAUACCAGUUUUAAAACCGGUCCCCUGCUUACGAUUAAUCGCAGAUGUUGAAGACGAAAAUGAAAUAAACCAAACAGAAAACGAUAGACAACAGCCGCAUCAGGCAAACCCGCAAGUCGACAUCUUACCGUUACCACAAUUACAAAAACUUCUUUUAACUGUGUUGCCCAGGACACGAGUUAAGAUCUUGAAAAUUCCUUUUCACGCCACAUGGCGGCAAAGCAUUUUAGAUACCGCGGCGCAAUAGAAGUGGAUGCAGUGAUACGAAAAGUUGGAUGAAGCGAACAGACAUUAAGAAAUAUAUGAAAAAUUCGAAAAAUUUUGUAAAAUUAUAUAUCUAUAUAAUGUCUGUUCUCCAAUUUUUGAAUGGAAAAUAACUUAUAUAUUUAUGUACCAUGUCUGUUUUAUAAAAUCUUCAACGAUUAAUAACUCUUUACAACGUAUCGGUACACACUGUACAGCGAUGAGAGUCAUUAUGGUAUAUUUAAUGCUUUUGUGAUAAAUACGCGGGACCAUGUAUGCGUAUCGCACGCGUUCAUCUUUGCUAUGAAGUAAACAUGAUAUGACACGUUUUGCUAUCUUUGUGUGGAUUAAUUUAAUCAAAUAAAAUUUUGACUUUUAUAUAUUACAAUUUUACUGUUUCAUGUACGAAAGAGAGAGGAAAUGGUAUAGAUCUGUAUUUUAUCGAAAUUGCUGUGAUGUGUACCUGCGUUGAAAGUAAGUAAUCCGACAAGAUUACAUAGUAAACUUUUUAGAUUCUUAUGUGAUAAGAAGUUAAUACAAAACAGUACUGUAUGGCUUAUCUGUAAGAAAAAAAAAUGUUAGGAGUGAAAUGAAUUGUUUCUUCAACUUUCUUGUUGAUGCAUUAGAUUUUUUUUCCUUUUUUCUUUAGGAUACUUGCGAAACAGUAUCCUGAAUCGAAAGAUUAGUUAGAUUUAUAACUUUACAAUAUGUAAUGUCGAAUUUCAAUUGGAGUAACAGAAAGUGUAAAAUCGUGUGGUCUAUAUAUAUACGGCUCUAUCUAGAAGUUAGACUGUAAAAAAGUACCAUAUACAUAUACUUGUGACUGUAUCUGUAUCUUUAGUAUAUAUUUAGGGUACGAGUUUUCCGCUGCAAAGAAAUUUAUUACGGCAAAACUGUAGGUAGUAUCGUGUAGAAUGUGUAAUAUACUUAUUAUUUUAUUGCACACAAACGCAUAAUCAAACAUAACGUUAUGAAGACAUUCAUCGAUCGAUAUGUACCGAGUACAAAAUGCGUAUAACUGUAAGUUUUCAAUAAUGACUGUGUCUAUAUUCCUUUUAAUAAGGCA